AAAGAGACCUCUUAAUGCAAAGCUUCUUUGCUUGUCACGGAACGAGAAAGCAAACGUAUGGACCCCCUCAUCCGUCACACAGCACAUUAUUAUUUUGACCUGAUGGUGGCAACUACUGUUUAAUUCUUUGCGAAUGGUGGGUCAGGUGAUUCAAUUUAUUUCAUAGAACAACUCAUUACAGGUAGACUCAAUGGGGUUCCGCGUUAAUGUUAAUCUACUACAACAUGUGUGACUAUAUUUAUUGUCGGAGGCUUAAUUUUCUGAGGAGGACAGGUUGGUCUCCAGGGGAAUCCCCUUGGUUAAUUCCUGGAGAAUCCCAGGGGGUGUGUGUGAUAACCCUUUGUGAGUGGGCACACAGUCAUUUGUGGGCAAACCCAGAUGAUUCAUUUGCAUGCAGAAAAAAAUGUGAUGUGAGUGAGGAAAAAACAUUGUGGUAAUCGGGAAAAUGAAUGGAAAAAGUAAGUAAACAGUGACAUAGAAAUAUAGAACAAAAAAUAUAUGAAUGAAAAAUAAAUGCAACUUUGUGCCCCUGCUCCAUGGCGGGCCAUCUGGUCAAGGUCAUGGAUUGAACUCGGUAUUUCUCUAGGACACGAGGGAACUUCCUGUAUCGCCUACUAAGAGUCCUAACUCUCUGGAUAUUGGCAUACACCCUCUUUUUUAGCCCUUCGCUCAUAGCGCAUGCAAUGUUCUGAAGUUCUAGGAAGACUUCGGCCAUUAUCCCAUUAGGGGUUAUAUCUGCUUUUGGCCUCGGGCCGAGACUUAAAGAUUAAGGCGGUUGUUGCAUGUGUCUCGGGUCAGACCUCAGUGCUGCCCAGUGCUCUGUGUGAACACUGUCCUCUCUCGCAUCAGCCUCACCAACGGCUCUCUGCAGGAUUCUUGGUCAAAACAAACCCAAAACCCUCUCUUGGAAUAAUGGGUGGCAACUGCUCCAGCCUGGAUGAUAUAAUGGAGGAAGACAUGCACCACUGGUACACCAAAUUCAUGAGGGAGUCGCCCUCGGGGCUCAUCACACUCUUCGAGCUCAAGACAAUGCUCGAAAUGAACGGCAUGACGGAGGAGGCCAGCAGCUAUGUGGACCAGGUCUUCUUCACCUUCGACAUGGACGGGGAUGGCUACAUAGACUUUGUGGAGUAUAUCGCAGCAAUAAGCUUAUUACUGAAAGGAGAAAUAAACCAGAAACUAAAGUGGUACUUCAAGCUGUUUGAUCAAGAUGGGAAUGGGAAAAUUGACAAGGAGGAACUAGAGACUAUAUUCAAGGCAAUUCAAGAUAUCACCAGGAGUUACGACGUCCCCCCAGAGGAGAUUGUGACACUUAUAUAUGAGAAAAUCGAUGUCAAUGGAGAAGGUGAGCUGACGCUGGAGGAGUUCAUCAGCGGCGCAAGGGAGCAUCCUGACAUCAUGGACAUGCUCAGCAAGAUGAUGGACCUCACCAACGUCCUGGAAAUCAUCAUCAAAGGUCAGCGGAAGAAAGCCGUGAACUGAACUGAACAGUCAACGAGCUGGAUCGUGUUGGGAGGAAUCGACGUGGUUCUCGCGGUGGAUUCAGCGUUGAGGAAACAGUGCAUGUGCUUGCUGAAGAGCUGAGUCCCUUCUCAGACUGCACAGAAUGAACUGAACGAACAUGACAGUGCAGCCCGACGCAGAUCUGUCAGCCGCCCAAUGGGUGAAGGGGAUUUGUUCUCAGCCUUUUCGGCCUGUGGUCUCACAUUUCUUGUACAAUUUCGGUUAAAGGUUGACAACACUUUAUCAGAUUACAUGUUUGGAGUGUCUCAGUGAAGAAGACUGGCCCGACUGCUCGCGAGCUCCCACCAUGUUUCAAGUCGAUGGUGCAAAGCAAAGUGGGUAGAUCACUUUGCUUCAUGGCAUUAGUUUACCGAGCUGGAAAUGCCGCACAAGCCUCUCUCUGGUUUGCAGAACCGUCAGGCAGAGUGCAGUCAGCCCAAAACGUCUUUGGGAUAAUUAAUCAUCCGACAAGAUUUCGAUUUGAAUGUAUUGAAUUCCACAGUUCUAUUCUGAUAAGUUCUGUUGAAAACUGGUGCAAAACUAUUUUUUUUUUUAUAAAACCUGGGAACUUCCUUUGCCAAUUAAAGACAUAGUUACUGUAUUUUGGUGUUAAGAUAUUAACCUUUCACAAACACAAGCAUUUAAAUUGUUUCAUCUUUGUUUUGUGUGGUUGCCCUUGGAUGAAAACUAAUCUGCUGGAUUUAAAAAACAAAAAACAAAUCUGGAUUGUAACUGAAUACAAAUGUAUUGUCAAAUUAUCAAAAAUGUUGUCACCGUGCACAUGAAAUGUAACACCCCACAGUAUUUUGCUGCAAUUAAGAUUACAGUGUUGCCUUAAAAACCAA
Molecule: messenger RNA, 2348 nt
Organism: Scophthalmus maximus (turbot)
Lineage: Eukaryota; Metazoa; Chordata; Actinopteri; Pleuronectiformes; Scophthalmidae
Gene: guca1c
Product: guanylate cyclase activator 1C
Exons: 4
Coding region: 913-1482 (189 amino acids)
Molecular function (GO): calcium ion binding; calcium sensitive guanylate cyclase activator activity
Source: RefSeq, a predicted model, not a curated record